AGAUAUGUUUAUCUUAUGAAAGAAAAGAAAGAGUCAUUUCGAGUUAAAAAAAAAAGAAAUAGAUAGAAUGGUUGAGCAUAGGAAAUAUUUUAUAAGCGGGUAUCUUUCAGAUAGAAGUUGAAAUAUGAAUGAUUAUAUUAUACCAUGUUUAUAUUGCCCGGGGAAGAACUAGAGAAUCUCCUAAGUUACUUUCUUAGUUUACCGAAUUCAGAAAGUGAUUUCUCACAAGUCGAUGAAUACCCAAAUGAACAUAGCACAUCCAGCACACCCAGCUCCAUUUCAUUGAAGUUUAAGCCAGCAGUUUUCGCUUCAAUUGACAGCCGCGUCAAUUACCUAAGUCUGGGCCAAUUUGGAUGGAGUGCAAACAGUGGGUCGGACCGGGCCGGGCCACAAAAGCGGCGAGCGGAGCAGUGGAGAUGCCGAUGAAAAGCCCCAAUGACUUACAUUUGCCCACCACAGCCAAGCGAAGGAGAAAGUGAAAUUUUGCAUUUCUCGGCGGCCGGCGGCAACAACAAUGGGUCUUGGGUCUGGUUGGGUCUGGUCUUGGCCAUUGCCAUUGGCGUGGCAUUGGAGCGGUGCGGCGGGAGCAGAGAAGAGAGGAAGGAAGAGACGAUCAGCGAGCGGAGCGGACCAGGCCCAAAGUCAAGCGCAGAGCUUCAGUCGUGGUUUUCAGCUCGACCCAAGCGAACGGACGUCUUUGAAAAGCGGACGCGGCAUAAACCGCACGGAAAACGCAACGAAAUCGAAAGUGUUCACCACGCGACUGGAAUCGCCAAGUGCUUAGCGAGGCGGGGGCAAUAUACCCAUCCGAAAACAUUACGUGUCACCAUGCCGCCGGCUGGUCAACAACUCCGGCUUACGGCCCUUGUUUAUCUGGCAUUAAGUAUUGCACUCUUAUGCAAUGGCAGCGAAGGUGAAACUAGGCAAAAAUACGCCAAUGAAUCACUCGCGGACGCAGACGAUCCACCUCCAGUCUGGUCGCAGUUUCUCGAAGAUUACGUCUUGAGCCAAAGCAGCAGUAGCAGUGGCAGCCAGCGAAAGUCCAAAGACCUGCCUUAUAUGGGCGGGGACAUGGGCAUCAAUGGACCGCUCAGCUAUCACUCGUCCGCCUACAAGCGACCCGGCAACAAUAUCUACAUCACCAGGAGGAUCGGCGAGGCGGUGGAACUGGAGCCGCAUCUGCGAAAGCCCGUGGAGAGUCAGAGUCCCAUUGUGAAUCCUCUGUUUCGGCCCAUGACCAAUCAGAUGUUGCACCAGCAACACCAACAGAUGCAGCAACAACAGCAACAGCAACAGAUGCAGCAGCAACAGUUGCAGCAACGCCAGCAACCGGGUUUCCUGCAGCAACUCUUUGGCAUAGGUGGCAGUGGCGGUGGUGGUAGCGGUAAUCCUACCCAGCUCCAGCAGCAUGUGCGACCAGUGCCGCUGCAACAGCAACAAGUGCAACAGAUACCGCAGCAACACCCGCAACAGCAACAUCUUGUGGGCGGUCAGCCGACCACAUUCCGAGCUGUCUCCGAAAAUGAUCUUUAUCUCUUGGGAGCCAUUGAAAAGUUGGUGUAUCGAGUGGAUUACCUGGAGAGUCGAGUGCGCCGCUCGGAGCAGCUGAUCUACUACCUGAUGGCCGGGAACAAUCAGAAGGAGGUGAAGGAUCCCUGUCCAGCGAACUUCACCCGCAUCAGCGACAACUGCUACUACAUCAACAGCCAGCAGCAGGUGAACUGGAAGACGGCAAACUCUGCCUGCAAGGGUCUAAACUCCCACCUGGCCGAGUUCGAGAAGGUCUCGGAGAAUGAGGAGAUCAUGGCCUAUCUGCUGAACCAGCCGGCGCAUCGUGGUCGCGAUUACUGGCUGGGCGGUCUCAAUCCUGGCCUACUCUGGAUCUGGUCCAACUCGGCCAAGCCAGUGAAUCCCAACAUGAAUCUCACAUCCAUUGCGAUGGCCCAAAAGGGGGAGAACUCCACGGUCGCCAAUCUGGUCGACAGUUCGGAGCAGGCGGCAGAGGAGGCGGCCGGCGAGGAUGUGCUGAACAACACGGUGCAAAUAGAGGGCAAGGGUCGCUGCCUACGACUGAGUUACAAUGCCGGGAAGCACAGCUAUGUGUACUACGGACAGGAGUGCACCUCGCGGCACUACUACAUCUGCGAACACGAGGACAAGACGCUGGACAACAAGAUCAAGAAGAUCAGCCGCGAGCUGAAGCUGUUCGAGUGAGGAUGGGAUGUACAAUCCAAUCCGAUCCUCAUGUGAUACUUCCAGUUACCUAGCCAUAUAUCGCAUAAUUUCGAAUGAAUUUAUUCUUGUGUUACACAUUAAAUAUUUAUAAAUAUUUAUACAAUUAAUAAACAUACCGGAUAGUUUUCAAAA
Drosophila sechellia is the source of this 2367-nucleotide messenger RNA. RefSeq lists its product as uncharacterized. Bases 436 to 2214 code for a protein of 592 amino acids. The record is from RefSeq and is a predicted model, not a curated record. NCBI's taxonomy places the organism in Eukaryota, Metazoa, Arthropoda, Insecta, Diptera, Drosophilidae. The transcript has 3 exons.